AAAAACCGCAAAGAAUUUUCUCGCAGCAGCUAUUUUUCUGGAAUUAUUAAAAAUAUUUGGGGAAUUAAGUUCUGAAAAUCAGGAAAAAAUCAAAUAUUCAAAAUGGAAAGCAACUCAAAUUAUAAAAGCAUUGAAAGAUGGUCAAAUUCCUACACCUGGUCCUCCUGGAGGUGAAGCAGAUUCUCUAUCAGAUGAAUCCGUUGAUAAUAUUCCUGGCAUUGACCAGCUUCCUUCGGAUACUUCAUUAGAUAGUUCAACGAUAGAUUCUCAAUCACCCUUUCCUACAUAUCAUUCAACACCAAAUUCUGUUUAUCAUAAUGUUUCUCCUCCAAAUUCAGAUUUACACUCUGGUGUUCAUGAUUUGACUUCAUCUUUAAAUCAAAUGGAUUUAAAUAAUAAUCAACAAAUACCGCCAAAUAUUCCACCUAAAGAAUCUCAUCAUAAUAAUCAACAAUUUAUGGGUUAUUCGAAAUCAUCAUUACAAUCUCAAAAUUAUGUUGAUAUUGAUCCAAAUACUGUAUCUCAAGCUCAAAAGCAUUGUAAAUGGGCCAUAAGUGCAUUAAAUUAUAAUGAUGUUAAAACUGCCGUAGAGAAUAUUCAAAAAACAUUAGCAAUGUUAGAACCAUAUAAUCAAUAA
Molecule: messenger RNA, 637 nt
Organism: Dentiscutata erythropus
Lineage: Eukaryota; Fungi; Glomeromycota; Glomeromycetes; Diversisporales; Gigasporaceae
Source: the annotation of a GenBank genome assembly